This is a messenger RNA of Austrofundulus limnaeus, 690 nucleotides long. It is a transcript of the gene chchd5, whose product is annotated as coiled-coil-helix-coiled-coil-helix domain containing 5. Gene Ontology annotation, biological process: cellular respiration. The transcript is spliced from 4 exons. NCBI's taxonomy places the organism in Eukaryota, Metazoa, Chordata, Actinopteri, Cyprinodontiformes, Rivulidae. The record is from RefSeq and is a predicted model, not a curated record. The coding region runs from base 106 to 420 and encodes 104 amino acids. Gene Ontology annotation, cellular component: mitochondrial intermembrane space.
CAUCCAAUCAGGUGUAGCUCUACCUAUUGUAGCUUUACACGUACAGAGUGGUUUCACGCCGCUAUUUAAAGAGCUUCUUCGUUGGACAAAGCUUCAUUCAACAAAAUGCAAGCUGCUAUGGAUAUAUCGGCAAAAUAUUGCCAAAAAGAACUGGAGGCUUAUGGGUCUUGUGUAGCUUCAAACCCAUCGAAAUGGCAGCAAAAGUGUCAUGAACUAAAAGCGAAGGUCGCAAAUUGUACAUCCUCACAUCCAGUGAUCCAGAAGAUCAGGAAAGACUGUUCCCAUGAGUUUGUGAAAUUUGAACAAUGCCUGGCUGAAAACCAGGAUGCACCUACCUCUUGUUCAGCUCACAUCUCUCGCUUUCUGGGCUGYGCAGAAACAGUGGACCUCAGCGGAGUAUCCAAAAAUCCAUCAUCAUAGAGUCAACAUAUUGUAUCUUUAGAUCUUAUCUUUGUCCUCAGCAAUACAGAAUGGAUAAUUUUACAUCCAGCGACUCCAUCAUGUCAUUGUAUGUACAGUUAAUGUUUAAAUACCUGUUCUUAAGAAGUCCAUAUGUAACUAAAAAAUUAUAAGAACUAAAGGGUUUAAGAUUUUAGUGGAAUUUGUACUUUGUCAUUCUGUUCUAUUAAGCAUCAUUGAAAUGGAAUUUUUGUACUUUCCUUUUUAAUAAUAAAGUAUGGUUUGCUCAUU